AUGGCCGGCAUGGAUCACGCGCCGCCGGGCUUCCGCUUCACGCCGAUGCGGGAGGAGCUCAUCCGCUACUACCUCGACCCCUGGGUGGCCGACCCGGGAAAGACACCGGUUGGCGAGGGCCAGGGCAUCGUCUGCGUCGCCGACAUCUACGGCGAGGACCCGUCCGCCCUCACCUCGCGGCACCGGUGCUUCGGCCACGACGACCGCACCUGGUACUUCCUCUGCGUCGCGCGGUGGAAGGGCAACCGCCCGGGCGGCCGGGCCAGCCGCGCCGUCUGGGGUGGCGGCACGUGGCACGGGUACGGCAAGCGGAUCGCCGUCGCCGGGGCCGGGCACCGGGUGCACCAGACGGCAAGGACGGCGGCGGAUGGCAACAAGGAGGGGCAGGGAGAGUCCAGCAAGGCCGCUCGGUCUUCUAAGAGGCGGCGCCGCCGGGAGCAUGACAUCACCGCCGCCGAUGCAACGGAUGAGCUCAAGCCAUUGGAGAUGUUUACCAUGGACGAGCUGGAGAACGUCUUGGCCAAGGACGAACCAGAGUCAUGGGAGAUCGUUGCCAUGGAGGACGCGGCAGAGCCAUGGGAGAUGAUUACCAUGGAGGACGAACUAGAGCCAUGGGAGAUGAAAACAUAUUGUGGGAAGCCAUCUCCACUGCAGAUGCUUACCAACAACUUGACAUGUCCACAGGAGAUGCAAACCAACAACCUGCCAUGGCCACUGCAGAUGCUCAGCAAGAACUUCCCACUGCCACUAGAGAUGCUUACUAACAACUUGGUAUCGCCAUUGCAGACCCUUAACAAGAACUUGCCAGAGCCAGCGGAGACCGUUACCAAGAACGACUUGCCAUCUCCAUUGGAGAUCCUUACCAAGAACAUGCCAGAGUUGGACAUCCUUACCAAAGAGGAACCCACCACGACGACGACAGCCUUCCAUCAAGACUCUGGCGCGGCGAACAAGGAAGCCACCCCUAACGCGGAGAUGGAGAUGCCGGCCGAUGCAGAGUGGCACUCGCACUACCCGGAACUGUUCGAGCAGAAAGAGCAUCCGCCCAUGGAAGACGUCAUGAAGCCUCUGCCAGCGCUGACGGUCCAAGAAUUCGAGCAGGGAGCCCCUCCCGCGGCGGCUGUCGAAGAAUUCGGCAGGGUUACUUGGGGUUGGGGAGGCCAUGGCCGGCGCUGCUUAGUGAGGCCUAUAUCGUUAGCUUGGAUACUACCUGGUUUUUGA
Molecule: messenger RNA, 1221 nt
Organism: Triticum turgidum subsp. durum (durum wheat)
Lineage: Eukaryota; Viridiplantae; Streptophyta; Magnoliopsida; Poales; Poaceae
Source: the annotation of a GenBank genome assembly